Messenger RNA from Sordaria macrospora k-hell, 1212 nucleotides. RefSeq lists its product as uncharacterized. Gene Ontology annotation, molecular function: dephospho-CoA kinase activity; ATP binding. The record is from RefSeq and is a predicted model, not a curated record. NCBI's taxonomy places the organism in Eukaryota, Fungi, Ascomycota, Sordariomycetes, Sordariales, Sordariaceae. Gene Ontology annotation, biological process: coenzyme A biosynthetic process.
AUGCUCCUCAUAGGCCUAACCGGCUCCAUUGCCACCGGCAAAUCAACCGUCUCCUCCCUCCUCUCCUCCCCGCCCUACAACCUCCCCAUCAUCGACGCCGACCUUCUCGCCCGCAAAGUCGUCGAACCGGGAACUGCCGGCUACAACGCCAUCGUCUCCUACUUCGGUCCCACCACCCCCGACCUCCUCCUCCCCUCUGGUCCCGACAUGCCCGAAAAUGGUCCCAACGGAAAAGGUCGGCCCCUCAACCGGCCUGCCCUCGGCCGCCGCGUCUUCGGCGAUAGCCCCGAAGUGCGCAAGGACCGCGCCCGUCUCAACUCCAUCGUCCACCCGGCUGUACGCAAAGAAAUGGCGCUGGCGGUGCUGAAGGCAUACGUCAAGGGGUACAGAGCCGUGGUGCUGGAUGUCCCGCUACUGUUUGAGAGUCAGCUGGAUAAGUACUGCGGUACUGUCCUCGUGGUGGGGGUCAAGGAUCCGCAGAUACAGAUGGAGAGACUCAGGGCGAGGGAUCCGCACUUGAGCGCCGAAGAUGCGGAGAAUCGCGUGAGGAGUCAGGGAGAUGUGAGGGAGAAGGCGGAACGGGCGCUGGAAAGGGGUGAGGGGAGGGGUGUGGUGGUUUGGAAUGAUGGCGAACGAAAAGAACUCGAGGAGCAGGUUAGGGAAGUGUUUUGGAAGGGGGUGGUGGAGAGGUUUAGCCCAAAUUGGUGGGGGUGGUGGUUGUGGAUGUGUCCGCCUGCGGCCGUGGUAAGCGCGUUGUGGGGUUAUUGGGCGAAUUUGGGGGUGGAUAGGCGGUGGAGGGAGAAGAAGGAGGCGGAGAAGGCGAAGUUGGUAUCUUUUGAUUCUUCACGGGAUCAGACUCGCCUAUUCCGCGAUCCGUCCCAAACCGGCUCUGUUGCAUCUGCCGACUCUACCGAUAUCGGCGAGCCCCUCUACGUCACAGUGCCCUUAACCCGUGAAAGACACGAAUUUCUUGUUAAGGAAGUUACGUCCUUGUGGGCCGGGUUUGCCGAGCUCAAUGCUGUCCAAGCCAACGAGGCAGAGGCAGAGGCGCAUGGUAGAAAACAUCAGGAGUACAAGGCGGCUUCGAAGAAAGAGCAAGAUCGCCAGCGCAAAAAGGCUGACCUGUUCUCUACCGCAGCAAUGGUCGGAACUUCAACUGGACGACCCCAUAUAACCGUUACUAUGGGGCAGAGGACUACUGGAGCCAAGUGA